AAACAAAACCUUCAAAAACCAUGAAAAUCAAAUUUCAAUCAAAACAACAAUGAUUCAAUUCCAAAGAACCUUCUUCUUCACCAACACCACUUCUUCUCCCACUCUUCGCAACUGCAUGUUUCAACUCAGGUCGUUACACAAUCCCUUAAUCUCGCCGCACUUACCCUCGCUCGUGAAUUUAACUACCAACGCCGUUCAACACCGUAACUGUUUCUCGUUUCGCUCUUUUAGUGUAACUAACUUCAAUACUUUGAAAUCUGUUACGUCCAUUAGCGGUUUCGGUUUACCGUUUCGGGUGAAUGGCGUUGGAAGGAGUUUACGGUAUUUGUCUGCUGUGCCGGAGAAGAAGAGUAAAUGGAAGAAACCGGUAAAAGCUGUUGCCGUUCGCGGUAAGGAUAAGAAGGAUGCUAGUUCUGGUGAAUCUGUGGAUAAAAAUGUUAAAAAUGUGGAGUUAGAGAAAAGUAGUUUAAGUGAAGAGAUCAAGAGUGAUAAACAGGAUUCCAAAAUUAAUAAUGUUAAGAAGACGAAGAAGAAGAAGCCACCGAGUAAGAAGAAAGAUGUUAAGACUUCUGCUGCAACUGAUUCAACCGAUUCAUCGAAAGCUGUUGGUGAAGAAGUUUCUAAAAAAUCACCUUCCAAAGGGAAGAAGAAGACUAAUGUAAAGGAGAGUUCGGCCGUUAGCACUUCAAAAGAAAUACAGGAUGGUUCUGCUUCUACAAGGUCAAAGAAAAAGGACGUAAACUCUAGCCAGGUUGAUCUUGAGAAGCCGCUAGGAAAUUUUACGGGAAAACCACUGUAUCCACCUACGGGAAAGUCUGUGAUGGUCGUGGAGUCUGCUACGAAGGCAAAGGUUAUUCAGAGAUACCUUGGUGAUAUGUAUGAAGUAUUGCCAAGCUAUGGUCAUGUAAGAGACUUGGCUGCAAGGUCUGGAUCUGUGCGGCCCGAUGAUGACUUUAGUAUGGUGUGGGAAGUUCCAUCAUCUGCCUGGACUCAGCUGAAGAGCAUCAAUCUUGCCUUGAGCGGAGCAGAAAAUCUUAUUAUUGCAUCAGAUCCUGAUCGCGAGGGAGAGGCUAUCGCUUGGCACAUAAUUGAGAUGUUACACCAACAAGGAGCUCUGCGCGAUAAUGUUUUUCUGGCUAGAGUUGUCUUUCAUGAAAUAACCGAGCAAUCUAUAAAAACUGCUUUGCAAGCACCGCGAGAGAUUGAUGUGAAUUUGGUUCAUGCUUACCUUGCACGGAGGGCCCUCGAUUAUUUGAUUGGGUUUAAUAUUUCACCAUUACUAUGGAGGAAGUUACCGGGUUGCCAAUCAGCAGGAAGAGUUCAAUCUGCUGCACUUUCUCUUAUAUGUGAUAGAGAAAUGGAAAUUGAUCAAUUUAAACCCAAGGAGUAUUGGACUAUGGAGGCCAAGUUUGAUAGGAAAGAGCGGAUAUCAAACAAGGACGUAACAUUUCGUGGUCGCUUGACCCAUUUUGAUUCUAACAAGUUGACUCAAUUUUCAAUUACCUCUGAUGGGCAGGCAAGGGAUAUUGAAGGCAAGGUAAACUCUGCAGAGUUUCAGGUUAUUAGCAUGAAAAAAAACAAAGUUCGAAGAAAUCCUCCAACACCUUAUAUAACAUCAACACUUCAGCAAGAUGCUGGAAAUAAAUUGAAAUUCUCAGCAAGUCAGACAAUGAAGAUUGCUCAGAAACUCUACGAGGGAGUUGAAUUGUCUAAUGGUAAAGCAGUGGGGUUGAUAACAUACAUGAGAACUGAUGGAUUCCAUAUUUCUGAUGAAGCUGUUGCCAAUAUUCGCUCCCUGAUAAUUGAAAGGUAUGGACAAAAUUUUGUUGCACAAAGUCCACCUAAGUAUUUUAAAAAGGUGAAAAAUGCACAAGAAGCCCAUGAAGCCAUUAGACCAACUGACAUACGUUAUUUACCAUCAAUGCUGGCUGGGGUGUUAGAUGAAGAAUCCUUGAAGCUUUACACACUUAUUUGGUCAAGAACAGUUUCAUGUCAGAUGGAACCAGCUAUUCUUGAGAAGAUACAAGUCGAUAUUGGAAAUGCUGAUAAGUCUAUCAUGUUACGGUCUGCUAGCUCAAGGGUUGAGUUUCCUGGAUACCAGGCAGUUUUCACGGACAUUGUCACUGAAGCUGGACAAGAUAGAGACAGUGAUGGAUCCAAUCAUGAUCUAGCUUUUGAGGUUCUAAAUUCCUUGAAGACAGAGGAUCUGUUACAUCUUGUUGAAACUGAGGGGAGUCAGCACCAUACACAACCACCACCACGUUACUCCGAAGCAUCAUUAGUUAAGAAGCUUGAAGAGCUUGGGAUUGGAAGACCUUCAACAUAUGCAAGCACAUUAAGAGUUUUACAGAACUUGCCCGGAAUUGAAGUUCUACAUGAGGCUAAGGCUGAUCAGAUCCGUGAAGCUGCUGAGGAGCUUGUGAACUUGGGCAGAGUCAAUGGUCCUAAGUUCAACCAGAUCUGUGAAGCUGCUAAGAAGCUUUUGGAUUAUUUGAAGACAUUUGUGGAUGAUAGCAUUGAUAGGGAAGUCAUAGUGCUUUAUAAAGACUAUGCCGAAACUAUUUCUGCUGCUGUGAAACAGGCUAUUGAAAACAAUUAUAAAGAGCCUGAGAGAACAACAUAACGUCAUAUGAUUCAUAUAUCCAACUUCAGAUGGUGGGUAUACGCUGUAAUUGUACCCAGUAAUAUAUCCAACUUCAGCUGGUGGGUAUACGCUUUAAUUGUAUCCAGUAAUAUAUCCAAAUUCAGCUGGUGGGUAUACGCUUUAAUUGUAUCCAGUAAUAUAUCCAACUUCAGCUGGUGGGUAUACACUUUAAUUGUAUCCAGUAAUACAUCCAACUUCAGCUGGUGGGUAUACGCUUUAAGGGUCAUCCACUCCACUAUGCUAGAUUGAUAUAUGGCAGAGAAGCCAAAAUAAUAAAGAGAUGGGUAACGAACCCAACCUGUUUUCUAAGAAUCGGGGGGGGCACAUCCUGAUCCAGGUAGAUAUACAAGGUUAGUUGGAAAACUAAACCAUCUCACCGUGACAAGACCAGAUAUUUUGUUUGCUGUUAGUGUUGUGAGUCAAUUCCUAAAUUCACCUUGUGAUAGUCAUUGGAAUGUUGUAGUUCAAAUCUUGAGGUAUAUUAAAGGGUCACCUGGAAAAGGACUUGUUUAUUCAGACAGAGGUCAUACAUUACUGAUACUGUUGGAUAUUAUUCAGACGCAGAUUGGGCCGGUGAUGUGAAUGAUAGAAGGUCUACUUCAGGUUAUUGUGUUUUAAUCAUGGAAAAGUAAAAAGCAAACUGUUCUUGCAAGGUCAAGCACAGAGACAGAGUACCCUGCUAUGGCCCACACUACUUGUGAGCUCUUAUGGUUGAAGCAUUUGUUACAAGAGCUAAAGUUUUGUGAACUAGGUCCUAUGGAAAUUAUGUGUGAUAAUCAGUCUGCGUUGUAUCUUUCUUCAAAUCAAGUUUUUCAUGAGAGGACUAAACAUAUAGAAGUUGAUUGUCACUUUAUUAGAGAAAAGAUUCUUUCUGGCAUCAUUAAAACCUCUUCAGUGAGCUCAAAUGAUCAGUUAGCUUAUAUCCUCACUAAAUCUCUACGGGGGCCUCGUAUUGAUUAUAUAUGUAACAAGCUGGAUGCAUACGAUAUAUAUGCUCCAGCUUGAGGUGGAGUGUUGAUUUUUAUUUAUUAUGAUAGAUUUAGUUUCCUUAUUUUAGGAUUCUCUCUUGUAUAUAAGUUUGAACCUCAUUGUGAAAUAUAAGUAACUCAUUUGAGCAACAUCGCACUCCACUUUCUCUUAAUUCUCUCCCCUUCCAUCCAUGCAACUUCUAUCUCCAAAAACCUUGUCUCUAGUGACGUUCCUUUUCCAAUGAACAACAAAAAAUUUCGAUCUUAUUUAUUAAUUAUCCGGUUCAACCAACAACAGUUCAACCGGGUGAACCAUGACCCGGAGCUCUUACUGGUUUUUAAAACAUUGAUAAUUAUUGAUGAUCGCAACUUGUAACUUAAUGUCCCCAAGUCAAAUACCUGUAAAACUCUUAAUGUGCUUGCAUAUGUUGAAGGUCUUCCAAUCCCAAGCUCUUCAAGCUUCUUAACCUGUGACAUGCAAAUAUCAUAAGGGAAAUGCUAAAAAGAUACAACAAAAAAGACAAGGUGUAAAAGAAAUUAGAUAUCUCUAUCUCCUCCUUGCCAAACAAAGCAUAUAUAUUUCAAAGAGCUCCAAUUCAUGUUGAACUCAAUAUGUGCCAAUAGAUCUAUUUAUUUCACA
Trifolium pratense (red clover) is the source of this 4252-nucleotide messenger RNA. Its product is annotated as DNA topoisomerase 1-like. Gene Ontology annotation, biological process: DNA topological change. NCBI's taxonomy places the organism in Eukaryota, Viridiplantae, Streptophyta, Magnoliopsida, Fabales, Fabaceae. The transcript is spliced from 15 exons. The record is from RefSeq and is a predicted model, not a curated record. The coding region runs from base 50 to 2623 and encodes 857 amino acids. Gene Ontology annotation, molecular function: DNA topoisomerase type I (single strand cut, ATP-independent) activity; DNA binding.